Canariomyces notabilis is the source of this 1995-nucleotide messenger RNA. Its product is annotated as TFIIH basal transcription factor complex, subunit SSL1. The transcript has 2 exons. The annotation marks the transcript as partial. Lineage: Eukaryota; Fungi; Ascomycota; Sordariomycetes; Sordariales; Chaetomiaceae. The record is from RefSeq and is a predicted model, not a curated record. Gene Ontology annotation, cellular component: transcription factor TFIIH holo complex; transcription factor TFIIH core complex. Gene Ontology annotation, biological process: nucleotide-excision repair; DNA-templated transcription; regulation of transcription by RNA polymerase II. Gene Ontology annotation, molecular function: zinc ion binding.
GCUCACCUGGGCACAGUGGGCAGCGAUUUGGCAUUGAACCCUGACUGCCCCACCUGCUGCACCGGCUGUUCUGCGAGGCUGUCGCGCAACCAAAAUCAACCAACUGGAGAGUCGCAGGGUGGUAGCUAGGCAGCCUUGUGAGAAAGAAGGCGCUGCAACAUGUAGAUACUGCCCUAGCCAUCAACAAUUCCACGAAGGCAUAUUUCAACACACAUAUACCUAUCCUCCGAUUCUUUUCAGGCGAAAGUUGAAGGAUUCUUGGGAUGAAUAUUCAGUUGUCAGUUUGAGUCGUGUUGAAGUCUCGCGGUCCGAGCAAACAAACGUUUCGUCCAUCAAACAAGGAUUAUUAGGCGCCCCUCCAGGAUGGCCGACUCAGAUGGCGAGUACGUCGACGAGUUCUCAGACGACGAUCUGGACGGCCACCGCGUGACAUCAGGCGCCGACGCCAGCUCCUACGGCACGCGAUCCAAAUCAGCCCCCGGCACAGGGACCAAAGGCGAUGGCCGGAAAGCCAAAGGCAACACGCGCUCAAAGGCGGCGUGGGAAGACGUCCAGCGGUCCUGGGAGCACGUGGUUGAGACAGAAGAUGGCGCUAUCACCAUCGAAGCCCUGAUAGAGGCCGAGAAGCGCCGCCGGGUCAUGCGAGACACCACGCCGCUGCAGCGGGGCAUCAUCCGACACCUCAUGCUCGUGCUCGACAUGAGCUUCGCCAUGGCCGAGAAGGACCUGCUACCGAACCGUUACAUCCUCGCCCUCAACUAUGCCGUCGAUUUUGUGCGCGAGUACUUUGAGCAGAACCCCAUCAGCCAGCUGGGCAUCGUCGGCAUGCGCGACGGCAUCGCCGUCCGCAUCAGCGACAUGAGUGGCAACCCAGCAGAGCACAUCGAGCGGCUAAGGACAUGGGCAGAACAACAGGAACCACAGGGCAACCCUAGUCUGCAGAACGCACUCGAAAUGUGCCGCGGUGCCUUGUUCCACACGCCCUCCCACGGCACACGCGAGGUCCUGAUUAUUUACGGCGCCCUCCUGUCCUCCGACCCGGGGGACAUCCACGACACAAUAUCCAACCUAAUCACCGACCGCAUCCGGGUGUCGAUAGUCGGCCUCGCUGCACAGGUGGCCAUUUGCGCUGAGCUGUGUGCGCGCACCAAUGCCCCCUUUUCCAACAACCAACCCGGUCCCAUCAGCACCACCGCCAACGCUACCAACUACUACUCCGUCGCCCUCCACGAGCAGCAUUUCCGCGAGCUGUUCCUAGCCGCCACCACCCCACCGCCCACCCCCGCACCACCACCGACCACAACCACAAACACGUCAGCAGGGACCGCGACCAACGCGUCCCUGCUAAUGAUGGGCUUCCCCUCGCGCGCGCUGGCGGCCAAGGACGGCGUGUCGCUCUGCGCCUGCCACCACCGGCCCUCGCGCGAGGGGUAUGCCUGCACGCGCUGCGCCGCCAAGGUCUGCCGCCUGCCCGCCGACUGCCCCGUGUGCGGACUGACCCUGAUCCUCAGCACCCACCUGGCGCGGUCCUACCACCACCUGUUCCCGCUCCGCGUGUGGGUUGAGGUUGGCUGGGCCGAGGCGGCAGCCAGGGUCAAAGCUGCUGGCGGGCCGGCGGGGGCGGGGAGUUGUUGUUUUGCCUGCCUGGUGCGGUUUCCCGAGGUUCCGCAGCGGUUUUUGACGGGGAGCGGGGCUGCUGCUAGUACUGGUGGUGCUGCUGGGAAGGGGCUGAAGGCUGGGGGGAAAGGGGAGAAAGGGGCUGCUGGUGGUGAGGCUGCGGGCGGGGGCGCGGGGGGGGUAGAUGGUGCUGCUGCUGCUGUCGUCAAGGGGGUCAGCGAGAGCGGGCGGUACAAGUGCCAGGUGUGCGGGAAUCACUUCUGCAUCGACUGCGACGUGUUUGCGCACGAGAUCAUUCAUAACUGUCCCGGCUGUCAGAGCGACACGCGCGGACCGGCAGAGCGGAAUGGGGAAGCCAAUGGCCAGCCUGAUAACGGC